Messenger RNA from Parnassius apollo (apollo), 486 nucleotides. NCBI's taxonomy places the organism in Eukaryota, Metazoa, Arthropoda, Insecta, Lepidoptera, Papilionidae. The record is from the annotation of a GenBank genome assembly.
AUGAAAGAAAGAGCUACCCCAAGUACAAUGUUUGGUUUCAAUGAAAAAAAAGUGCUUGUAUCCUAUGUUCCUAACAAGAAACCAAAAAAAGUCGUUCUACUUUUGUCAACAUUGCAUGAUGACUAUAAGAUAGAUGAAUCAACCGGUGAUGAUGCGAAGCCCGAAGUAAUCACGUUUUAUAACGGUACUAAGGGUGGAGUGGAUACUGUUGACCAGAUGAAAGAAGAAUACUCUGUGGGCAGAAUGACUCGGAGGUGGCCAAUGAGAUUAUUCUUUUCAAUUUUGAAUAUUGGCGGGAUAAAUAGUCAAAUUAUUUACACAGCAAACACUAAAACUGUCUUACUGCGUAGAAUGUACCUAAAAGAGAUAUCCCUCGCCCUGGUCAGGCCACAUUUAAUGAAAAGAUCUAGCAUAAUGACAUUCCCAAGUUCACUAAAAAAGACAAAUCGCUCGAUUUGUACCAAUGGAGAACCAAGAAACCCAUGA